Molecule: messenger RNA, 636 nt
Organism: Mauremys reevesii (Reeves's turtle)
Lineage: Eukaryota; Metazoa; Chordata; Testudines; Geoemydidae
Product: apoptosis-associated speck-like protein containing a CARD
Exons: 3
Coding region: 1-636 (211 amino acids)
Biological process (GO): regulation of apoptotic process
Source: RefSeq, a predicted model, not a curated record
AUGGAGCGGGCCGAGAAUAAACUGCUGAAGACCCUGGAAAAGCUGGGAGAAGGGGAGCUGCAGAGAUUCAAGGACAAACUGAGUGAAAUCCAGCCUAAGGAGGGACACCAACAUCUCCCCUCUGGGAGCCUAAGAAAUGCGGAUCCUCCAGCCCUCACGGACCUGCUCCUCCUCUUCUAUGGGACGGACUAUGGGGCAGAGGUGGCUGCGGAGGUGCUGAGAGCCAUCGACCAGGGAGCCCUAGCAGAGAGAAUCGAGAGAUUCAUUUAUGCACUGGAACGUGUUUCCUGGGCAAAGGUCUCGCCUUGCCUCACCCCCUUCCUGGCUCAGGUCACAGGCUCAGAGAAAUAUUAUUUCGAGCGGUGGCGGUGGCAGCUGCAGAAGCGGCAGUGGCAGUGGCAGUGGCGGCAGUGGCAGCAGUGGCAGCAUCACUUCGCGAGAGGAGAUUUCAUAUAUGUGAAAUGCAUACUGAACGAUGAGCAGUACCAGACAAUCAGAGCUGAGAAAACCAGCCAGGAGAAGAUGCGGAAGCUGUACGAGCUGGUGCCGAGCUGGGACAAAUGGCAGAAGGACCACCUCUACCAGGCACUGAAGAGAACAAAAAGAGACCUGGUUGAAGAGCUGGAGGGUAAAUAA